AUGGCGGCAGUCUUGUUCACGCGCGUUACCGUGCUCUGGGUCAUCAUCGCACAGUUCUUCCUCGUCAACGCUGCGCCGGUCGCAUCUGACGCGGUUGUCGCCCGUACUCCAGAUGAUCCUUGUUCGGGCGGCCUUACUGAAGAAUGCCUAUCAGAAUUUGGGUGGGGCAUUCUAGGCGAUGGCGAUGGAGAGAUGGUAAAAAUGCCCGUUGAGUAG
Sparassis crispa is the source of this 216-nucleotide messenger RNA. RefSeq lists its product as hypothetical. The transcript is spliced from 3 exons. The coding region runs from base 1 to 216 and encodes 71 amino acids. NCBI's taxonomy places the organism in Eukaryota, Fungi, Basidiomycota, Agaricomycetes, Polyporales, Sparassidaceae. The record is from RefSeq and is a predicted model, not a curated record.